AGGUCAAACUUUCCCUUUCAUCUACUUUCAAGAACCCACCCCGUAAAAUAUCAUUUUCCAUUUUUCUUUAUUUUUUAUAAAAUAAAAUAAAAUAUUUACUCCCAACUAAACAGUCCUUUUUAAUUUCCUAUAUAGCUCCAUUCUUCCCACCCAAAUACCCUCCCCACUUUUUUUUCCUCCCUUUCUCAAUUCUUCAUUAUAACACUUCCCCUCUUUUCCUCUGCUUUUAUUUAUUUUAAUUAUUCAACCCAUCAAAAAAAAAAAAAAAAAAAAAAAAAAUUGUAACACCAAGACAAACUCUAACUUACACUCAUAUGCAAAAACCUUAAUAAUCUCUGAAUACUAUUCACAACUCUCGGUUCGAGUUGGAUUAAUUUAGACUCUGAAUUAUGGAGAAGGAAUUCUUUCUAAACACAGGCAUACCGCCUUCACUACACUUUGAUCAUCCAUUCUCUUCAUCCACAAUGCCAACAUGGCAAGCUUUGUCGAGCGCAAUGGAAUUACAAUCACCUGAUUGUUUUCUAUCUACACCGCCUCCUACUUCAGCAAAUGACAACUUUGAGUCCGCCUUAAGCUCUAUGGUGUCCUCCCCGGCCGCCUCGAACCCGGCCUUGUCUAAUGACAAUUUCAUGAUAAGAGAAUUGAUUGGUAAAUUAGGAAACAUUUGCAGCUCCGGUGAUGUCUCCGGUGGCGGCCACCAUGCCCUGCCACCGUACAUUGGAAGCGGUGGUGGUAAUCGUAGUGCGAGUAACUCGUGUUAUAGUACACCACUUAGUUCACCACCUAAGAUGGGCGUGUCAUUAUCUAAUCUUGAUCAUCUAGUCAAUGAUAAAUUUCCUACCUUAGGAAAUUCGGUUGGUUUGAGGUCAAAUUUACCGGCAAUGCCCGGUGAUCCGGGUUUCGCGGAGCGAGCAGCAAGGUUUUCUUCGUUUGGUAGUCGGAGUUUCAACGGAAGAACAAGCCAGUAUAUUGUCAAUAAUAAUCAUAAGAGUCAUAAUCGUAGUAACGAUAGUAAUAACGAAUUUAUACAUCGAUCCAAUAGUAAGUUAACAAGGGUUUUAAGUAGUCCUUCGUUGCUUAAGGAGGUUGAAAAUCAAGGUGAUGAAAAACUCAAGAUUGAGAGAAAACAAGGUGAAAUGUGUGGUAAUGAUCAUGGUGAAUUCUCUAAUUCUAGAGAGAAUUCGUCGGUUUCCGGGCAAAACCCGGCACCCGAAAAUGGAUCAACUAAGAAGAGGAAAGCCCCUGCUCCUAAAGGAAAAACAAAGGACACUCUGCCUCAAUCUCCCCUACAUACAAACAAAGUGUCUCAAAAUGGUGAGGAUUCAACAGCAAAGCGAAGCAAAUCGGAAGAAGGCGGUGUUUUGAAGACAGAGGAAAACAGAGGUGAUGCAAACCAAAAGCCUCCAGAAGCGCCAAAAGAUUAUAUUCAUGUUAGAGCAAGAAGGGGUCAGGCUACUGAUAGUCAUAGUCUUGCUGAAAGAGUUAGGAGAGAGAAAAUUAGUGAAAGAAUGAAACUUCUUCAAGAUCUUGUACCUGGCUGUGAUAAGGUAACAGGAAAAGCAUUAAUGUUGGAUGAAAUUAUCAACUAUGUACAAUCAUUACAAAGACAAGUUGAGUUUCUAUCAAUGAAAUUAUCAUCUGUAAAUCCAAGACUAGAGUUCAACAUGGGAAACCUUUUCUCAAAAGAUGUGAUCCAACCAAACAACUCCUUGCCGCAUCCAAUGUACCCAUUAGAUUCCUUGGCACCAAGCCUUUAUGGCCAACCUCAUCAAAAUCAUCCUUUACAAGAUAGCAUAACCACCACGGCCCCAUCUUCUAUGGACCCUUCACAUAAUCAAAAUCAUCCUUUACAUUUACAUUCCCUUGAUGCUUUCUCUAAUGGUCUUCCUCAGCUACCAUCAUUAUGUGAGGGGGAUCUUCAAAGUAUUGUACAGAUGAGUUAUGGACAAAAGGAGAAUGGAUUCCAACAACAACAUGGGUCAAAUCCAUCACCACUAAUGAAAAUUGAGUUCUAACCACCAAUCAUCAAUCUUGAAUAUGAUUGCCAGAAGAGAGGGAAGAAGGAGAGAGAGACAGAGAGGCUGCUUGAUUGUACAUACAAAAAAGAGAAUUGAAUUAUUUCCAAGGCCAUUGUCUAAAUAUCUAAUCAAGAAAAUUAUUUUUCCUUUUUUUUUAUCUUUUAUUAUUACUAUUACCCUAUUAUUCAACAUAGAUUCAUCUCUCCCACUCAUAUUUUAAUUUUGUAUUGUCAUUAAUUAUUUUUUAGGUGUAGUUAUAUGCUUAUAGUAUGUAUCCCUUGUAAUAUUCUAUGAUCAUUAUGGUGCAAAAGUCAUGGAUUUGCACCUCCCAAUGUAACAUAUUAAGUUGAAGAAAGGAAAGGAAAGGAAAAAAAAAAAUAGUUUUCAUGUUGUUUGUGAAACUUUUGUUUUUCCACUAA
This is a messenger RNA of Chenopodium quinoa (quinoa), 2437 nucleotides long. RefSeq names its product transcription factor bHLH62-like. Gene Ontology annotation, molecular function: DNA-binding transcription factor activity; protein dimerization activity. The transcript has 8 exons. Bases 390 to 2015 code for a protein of 541 amino acids. The record is from RefSeq and is a predicted model, not a curated record. Gene Ontology annotation, biological process: regulation of DNA-templated transcription. NCBI's taxonomy places the organism in Eukaryota, Viridiplantae, Streptophyta, Magnoliopsida, Caryophyllales, Amaranthaceae. Gene Ontology annotation, cellular component: nucleus.